Molecule: messenger RNA, 3931 nt
Organism: Parnassius mnemosyne (clouded apollo)
Lineage: Eukaryota; Metazoa; Arthropoda; Insecta; Lepidoptera; Papilionidae
Source: the annotation of a GenBank genome assembly
AGUCGUGUCCACGGCGCCAACCGAAAAGCACGCGCGGCAGUCCUUAGAACCGGCCGGCACCCGAAUAAUGUUUCAGUGUCUGACAAACUCAAUAGGAGGUCUCGGAAGAAGUACCGUAUUUAAUUUACACUGUAUAACUAACCGCAUAUUCUUAGUGAGUGUCACACAGUGUGUACGGAAAAAACUUUGUCGAAGAUUCUGAAGAAUUCUGUGUAAAAUUGUGUAACUCGCCGGCCCCAGUCGGAUCGCGAUUUGCACAAACUUUACGACGGUGUGCGUAGGACCCAUCGCGCGCAUCGUCCUUGUGAUAAGGGGCUCUGUGAUAUCGAAAAGUUCGUCUUAGCUUUAAAACUAAGGAGGAAAUCGACGUAGUGUCCCUUGGCACAACACAUCAACCAUUACCUGGUACGACACAAGUACAUAUGGAUUCCUUUUUGCGGUCGCCAUCAUCGCAGGAACGCCAUUAUCUUCCUCAACAAACACCAAGGCCAGCUGCUAGGAAGCGUUUAGUCCCGCCGACUAGUAUACCCACAGCUUCCGUUCCGCGGCGGAGAGCUCGAGGGCCGGGGAGACGUGGACGCCGCUCAAACACAGACACAGACUCCGAAGCCGAGUCGCCUGAGAUCGAGCGUCGUUCAAUACAUAACGAUAUGGAGCGCCAGCGGCGCAUAGGCCUCAAAAACCUAUUCGAUGAACUGAAGAAGCAAGUACCCGCAACGAGAGACAAGGAGCGUGCACCGAAAGUCGUAAUACUUCGCGAGGCCGCGGCCCUAUGUCGCAAACUGCGCGAGGAGGAAUACGAAAGGGAGAACCUUAAAAAACAACAGAACAAACUUGUAACAAAGCUGAGAAAACUGCGGAUGAUGGUUUCCCGCUAUCGCACGUAUUGAACGUGCGAACUUUUGAAAUGGUGAUCGUUUUGCCUGGAGAGGCACUCCGAGAAGUCUCCACGUGACACUUGUGUGGACUCGAUAACUUCUUGUAAGUUUGACUAACGCGUAAUCAUUUCUGUAAAAUAGAAUAUGGUGAUUAUUUUGAACCUGUUGCCGUAUUUUAGUUCUUCAAGGAGUUGUCGUAAGUAUAUUGUCAGAAAUGUAGUUACAGUUUCAAUAAAUUGUAAGAUUUUACGGCUUACUCUGCUUCUGUUUGAAAGUUGGGGUAGUACUGUAGAUUUGAAGUUAGAAGUAACUGCGGGUUUGUUUUGCUCAAACGAUAUUUUGCAGUGCCAAAGUGAGCCAUAAAAUUGUUGUUAAUAAAUCCUAGGUCGUUAUAUUACCUAUCAUAAUUCAUAACAGACUGCUUUGUGAACUAGUAGACUGGUUAUACCUCAAAUGAUUUUUGAAUUAUCAUUUAAAAGUACCUUAUAUAUAUAGUUGAAAAAGCGCAUUACAGUAUAAAACCGUAUUGACUUGUAAAAAUAAAAGAAAUUGACAUUUGUUGCAUAGUUCCGAAACGUUGAAGAUGACUUUUUCAUUACUAAGAAUGAUAUACGUUUCGCAGUGUCACGACUUAACCGAUUCGAAUGGGUUUGUCAAUGCUGUACAUAGUUACUGUAGUGCCGAUAGCCGUGAAUUUAUAAGUUAGGCUGGCAGGUGGCUGUUGAAAGCUUUAUGGGAAGUUCUGGAGAUGCUGGCCACUAUAUAUGUUUUCGGCCCGGUUCGUAGGAUUUUCUAUUUCAUCCUACAUCUCGUGCGUGUUCGUGCGAGAUCAGGAUAGUGAUAUCAAAAAUAGUAAACUUGAUAUUAUGAUAAGUCUUAAGAUAUGUUAUAGGUUAGUUUUGCUUACGGUUUUUUGUAGUGUUUUUUUGUUAUUUUGUAAAUUUUAACACUUAAUGUUUUUAUAUUUAGUCAUGCCAUUAACUUUCCGAUUCCAUAUUUUAACAUCUUUGGGAUUGAAGACUUCGGACCAUUUUGACCUAUUGAAUUAAUUAUGUAUGCGUAUAAUAUAUUGCACCAACUCAAGUUAGAAAUUUUAUGUACACGACUAAUAUUAAUUUAUUUUUAUUAUAUAAAGUAUACCCUGGCGAAAGCGCGCACUUGUCAAGUGCGUUCGUUUCCGUUCGCGCUCUUUCAUCUGUCACUCGGAGUAAAAUUGCGCCACGAUCGCCACAAUGAAAAACGAAAUUAUUAAUGUGCAGCCGAAGUGUGCACUUAUUGUAUAAUAUGUAUGUCGUAAUUCACUUCGUGUAUUCGGAUACUUUAUAAUAUUUUAUUUUUAUGUUGUGAAAUAAAUUGGGCACUAAUAAAUUUGCUUUGAUCUAGCUAAAAUAGUCCAGUGACUCAAAAAACAGUGAAAUAUAAUCUCAGUGGCUAGUGUACGUUUUUUAUAUAAAUGAAAUAGACUGUGUAUUUUGAUAAUAACAUCAUAACCUACGAUUACAUAGUGGUCCGUUAAGAGUUUCAACAAAAAUAAAUAACCACGACAUAGUUCCUCAUAGUACCUACUGAUAGAAAAUUUUGCAUUUUCUUUAUUAUUAUAUAAUAUUUUAUUGCAGUAAGUUAGUGACGUACUUUCGGUACGGAUUCGAGAAUGUAUUAAGCCAGGCUAAAAGAUUUUUAACGCGCGCUGUUUUGCCAACGACAGAUUGAAAAUAAUAAUUUGGUGGCGCAUUAAAAGUUUGCUUCUCUGCCCGGGCUUUACUACAGAUUGAUGUUUUAUCAAGCACAUGGUCAGCAGAUUUGUACGCUGGAAGGCUUUAAUUGUGUGCGGAAUGUGCCUUGCUAUGUACAUAUACAUAUAUAGAUAAUAUUAGGUUUAUACUCGAAUUAGUUGCAAGAAAUAUUUUUGUGAGAUAUUAUGUAGGAGUAUAGCGUUGUUCUUAUAGUUAGUGAUACACGAGGAGGUUUAUAGUUAUCCUGUUAAAGGUUCGCAGUUUAUCUUCCACUAGGCGUUAAAUGUACAUAAUAGAUAAUAGAUCAUAGAUGUAUGUCAGUUUUUAUAAACAAGUUUUUUUUUCUACUAAUUGUUUAAUUUUUCUUAACGGGAGAGUUACGAAUUCUCGAAUGUUGUACCUGCAUUUAAUUUUUUUUUUGUUAUACUUGACAUAAAUAAUAAAGUUAAUGAUGAUUUAGUUAUGUUAAAAUUAACAUUGGUUUCUUAUUCGGUGAGAAUACAUUGUUUAAAAUUGUAGUUUGUGCAUAAGGGAAAGUCAGUAGUUAAUGUUUAAUAUAAGAGAUGACAGCUUUAUAUUCGGUAGGACAGAUCGAGAUUAUGGGAAAGUUAAUGAAUAAAUGCACAUAUUGUGACAAGGCACAUUUCCACCAUUGCCAGGUGGACAUCAUUGAUGAAAAAGAAAAUAUACAUAGCAACUCAAUUUGUAAAGUAUAUAAAUAAGGUUGGGAUGAGUAAAUAAUAGUUUAAUUUUUAUUAUAUACUUUUUCUUUGUAUAGUAUCCGUAAGUAAGGGUAACAUCUAACCGCCAUUGGGGCCAAUCGUAGGUGUAGCGAUUUUUUUAUUAACGAUUGGUAAGUUAUUUAAGAUAUCGGUCGGUAGGGUCCGACGGCGCCGGUCCCCGUGACCUCCGAUGGCGGUUACUGCACGCCACUACAGAGAGUGCAGGACGCAAAAUAAUAUUCCGCCUAACAUUAAUGUUGCACCCUGCCAUCUUUGAAGUGACGUUAGAAUUAAAGGACAUGUGUACUUACCACGUCUGAGUUAACUUGGAUACUAUUAUGACGAUGUGAAAAGUUCUUUGGUUUUUGUUCCUUAAUUAUGUGUAUCAAAACGCUAAGAUUAUCAUUAAAUAUGGAAAUAAACGAUAAAGCCAGUCCGGGACAGAGCCGAGAAACUGUUGGCUAUUCGAUUGUGAUUUUUAUACAUUUCGGUAUAAUUUUAUUGGGUUUUAUGGCUACUAAAUUAGUGUUCUGUGAUUUUAUAUGUACCUGUGCGGUACGUCGGGGUAUUGUUUUGAAUGCUCUGUCCUUGAUGGUGG